AUGCCACAGCCAUGUCACUUCAAUAUAUCCAAAGAUGACUUGGCAACUUUCCGUGCUGCGCUGGAAGCUGCUGCCUCUAGCCAGCUGUCUUUGUGGACCUCGUGGGAAACAUGCUGGGUCACGGUGUCUGAGUGCUUGGAUCAAGCAGAAGCUCGUGCCUAUGAGGCUGGGGAUGUGGCGGCUGCCAAGCAAGUGCUUCGUCUCAAUAAGCUUAUUCAGACGUGCUUGCAACCGAACUGGCAACUUGUGUCUGAGGAGCCGACUCCUGAAAAGACCAUCUUAUGCAGCAUGUAUGACUGGACGGAUCAGUGGUCCAGGUACAAGCAUAGUUUGGGAUAUUUCCAUAUGGAGCAAUUCUCCGAUGUUGCCGGUGAUUUAAAGCGUUUGCAGGAGAAUCUCACGCUGCUGCCUGCGUCAAGCUGGGCCCACGAGGCUGAGAAGCAGGUGUCGCUGCUGUUGGUAGAUUGCUGGGCCUUGCGGCCUCUUCUUUAUCUCCCGUUGUGUCAGAUCAGUCCCCUUUGUCUCAUGGCGGCUGCUCCUGCGGAGGAAGCGUGCAAGCACCGCUGCAUUCUGUGCAACUUGACCCACGAGGUCGAAAGUGGCAGAGUGCACGGUCGAAAGUUUACGUGCACUCCGUGCGCCAGCGCAGACCGACUUCUACGUCGGGGCCUUGGCUCAAAGGACGAGCUGCAAAACCUCAGUGUGGAGGAACAACACAGCUUUUUCCAGAAGUUGGCUGUGGAAAAGGCCAACGCGAAGGACUCCAGAAUCGACUGGAAAACUGUGCGAGCGUGUCUCGUGACCUCCUUGACAACUCGACAAAUGACGGAAAAUGCAACGGCUGUGGAUACCCAAUUCCUUCCGCUGGAUGUUUGGCUGAAGCAAGGUUGGCCGGAACAGACCGUGCGGAAUUGUCCCAAGGAGUGGAAUGAACAGUACGGAUGUGACACAUAUCAGGUCCCCGUGAAGAGCAUGACUUGGAAGCAGACGUACCAAGCUGUGGAAGAGAGAAUUCUCCGUCAGGAGAAGGAGGCCACUGCCAAGCGCAUGGCACGACCCCGUGGGCCGAAGGAAGCUGAGCCGGAAGCGGCUUUGGAUCUGCCGGCUCCCGAGGCUGCCAAGAAAGGAGAUGCUUCGGCGGCCGCAGAGAAAAAGGCUGCCAGAGCUGAAGCUGCGCAAGAAAAGAAAAAUCAAGCUUCGAAUCAGAAGAUGCAGCUGCUGGCUGCGAAAGCUGUCGCACCUCUGGCUCAGGAUCUCCAGAGCCUGACCAAGCUACGUGCUCGUGUUCCUGCUGAUUUACCAGAACCGAUCCAAGCGGUCUACGAGGACAAUGUGGGAAAGUUGCAGCGUUGGAGCCAAGCUGCCAAGGGCCUUCUCAAAGACUGGGAAGAGGAAGCAGCCCAGACCGGUAAAGUGGCUUUGACCGCUCCGCCGUUUGACAUGGCUGAUGUGAAGUGUCUCCACAAGACUGUGGUGGAGGUGCAAGCCAAUUUGCGUCAACACUUGCCGGUGCCUAAAGCCAAGGCGGCCGGUAAGCGCAAGGCGGCAGAGGCAGGAGCAGAGGCCACGGACACGGCAGCUGCGGAGGGGGUCGAAGCAAAUCCACCUGCUCGCCGUGUGCGCAGCAAGGGAGACAAGUUGUGCGAUUGGUUCGGGAUGAUGACAGAGGUGGUGGCACGGCUAAGCGCCCAAGUGUCAAUCAUCCCAAAGCGUUCCCGUGCCUUCGUGAACUAUCCCUGCAGGAAGUGGAAACGGGUAGACCUCUUAAGAAAAAGUAAUCUCACUUAUUUCACAUGGCUGGAAUUUGACGUCAUUUUUCUGGAAGAUCUAUGGCUCACCCUGGGAGUGACUCGCUCCAAAGAAAUUGCCGCCAUGGACGGGGGGAUGGCUGCGUUGACCAAAGCCAUGCUGUUGCAGAUACGAUCUGAAACAGCUAAUGGCUUCGUGGUCGAUUUGGGAUCCAUGGGGGAGCCAGUGCUUUGCUUCAUAGAUUCAGUCAUUCUGUUGAUGGAUCACGAGGCGAUUCGAGCUUGCACUGGCACGAAGGGUGCCAGCGGAUUGAAAUGCUGCAUCAAAUGCCUCAAUCUCUUGUCCCUAAAUAAGGCCGCAGAAGUCAAAGACCACUUUGAUAUCAGCCACGCUGAUCUAGCCAACUUUUGGCCGGCCACUGAUGGCUCUGUCCGAGCAGCAGCGGACCGCUUGAGAACAGAAGAAAAAAAAGGUAAGAAACAAGAACUCGAAAAACUUUUGGGCUGGAAUGCUGCGAUGUUGCUGGCUGGUCCAUUAACGGAGCCUGCUUUGGAGAAGUGGGUUUCCGUUGACACAGUUCACUUUGACACCAUGCACGCUUACUAUAGUAACGGCAUUAUCGGAUGUGAAUUGGGCCAUUGGUGGGAGCUGGUGCAGCACCAUGCCCAGGUCACUCUCGCACAGCUCGCACUGUAUGCGGCGAUGUGGCAACGUUGCCCAAAUUCACCUGCGGCAAAACAAGUGGGGCCGCAACACUUCUUUGAAGAAAAACUGUGGCGAGACGGUGGUGAUUUCCGAGGGGAAUGCGCAGCAUCUGCAUUGGCGCUCAUUCUUUGUGUUGGGUUUUCGGAAGAAAUUCUCACAGAGAUUGCGGCAGUGCAAGCAGCCGUUGCUUCCCUCAAAUCUCUCUACGAGGUCGUUUCUGUAUUGGCUGAAGCCAAAAGAUAUCCACCAGCAGCCACAACACUAUUGACCAAGCAGCAGGCGCACAUGAGAUGCUUCACUGAAGCUUACUCAAGCCAAUGCAUGCGGCAUGCGACCCAAAUUUCACUAUGCCUUGCAUACAACGGCACAAAUUCAGAAGUUUGGUCUCCAUAUCGAUUGCUUUCCAUGCGAAAGGAAGAACAAAGCAUACAAGGCACGCGCAGCAUCCAACUGGAGCAAUUCUCCUGCGUUCUCCAAAGGUUUCCCGCCUUGUUGGACUUCCUGCCGUACCAUUUUCUGCUGGUCUCCUCAGGCGAACGCGGUGAGAUCUGCUGGCGAGAUAUCACCCACGGCACACAGGUGGCCGAGCAUCGUACGCAUUUGGGUGCCACCACGUGCAUGCGGCAAAACCCCAAGAAUGCAGUGAUGCACCUGGGUCACAACCAGGGCUUGGUCACCCUUUGGACCCCGAGUGUGAAAGAGCCGGUGGUGAAGAUUUCGUGUCACAACUCCAAGGUGACAGCUUUGGCAGUGCAUGGGAACUACAUGGCGGCGUCACGGCGGGAGCUGAAGCCAAAUGGAAGGCCUGGGCUGCCGGGCAUCGGCAGAGGUGAAGUCCUCCCCGUCGGCACCGAGGUUUGGGACCUCCGGACCUACAACAUGCUCCACUGCUAUGGCAGGCGAAGCGAAUAG
Cladocopium goreaui is the source of this 3366-nucleotide messenger RNA. The record is from the annotation of a GenBank genome assembly. NCBI's taxonomy places the organism in Eukaryota, Dinophyceae, Suessiales, Symbiodiniaceae.